AGUUCGCAAUACGAAUAUUUCUGGAGGAGGUAUUCCGUGUUUCAAGGGAAUUAUGAGGGAGUUAUAAUUUUUUAAGUACUUUUGUCAUACGGGUUGUACAGUGUUAUAUCGUGGCACUAAUAUGUUUGACUGACAGUCCACAUAACGGAAGGAUGCGCAUCGUCCAAUAUUUUAAGAAACGUGGCUUUACAUGAAACCAUAUCUGGAGCCUUUAAAUUCGAGAACACUCAGAAAAAAUUCAUUGCGUACAUCAUUUGACAAUCCGUCUCUCAGUUGAGCUCGUAAUUUUCGUUCGUCCACGCGGUUCAGAAUGCUUCGAGGCCUCAGCGUUAUAAGUUUUGUUUCGAUCUGUGUAUGCGCAUUCAAUGUGUCGGCCACUAAACUGAGAUACCCGUCGGUACCCACUAUAUCGGAUAAAAAACAUUACAAAGACGAGGAACAUAAUCUUGAAUACGACCAUGAAGCUUUUCUCGGCCGAGAGCUAUCUUCGGAAUGGCGCGAUCUACCCGCUGAUGAAGUGAUGGAAAAACUCUCGGAACUGUUCCCAAAAAUAGAUGUCGAUAGGGACAAGAAAAUCUCAAUUCCUGAGCUGUACGAAUGGAUUGAACAGCACAUGAAAAAACAUGUGUUGCGCCAGGCUGAUGUGAAAAUGCGCGACAUUGACACGAACAAGGACGGCAAGGUUUCAUGGGAAGAAUACAUAGAGACCCAGUACCCGUCGUCUCAUGAAAAAGGCCUCGACGAGAAAGUUCUUGGAGAAUUCAGGGAAUUAGUUUCACGUGAAAAGAAGCGGUUUGACUUUGCUGACACAGACAACGAUAAAGAGCUGUCCCGUGAAGAAUUCUCACUUUUCCUUCACCCCGAGGAAUCCAAAAGGAUGACCACAUACCUUAUUGAGGAAAGUUUGGAUAUCUUUGACACGAACAAAGACGGGAAAAUAUCCGCUGAUGAAUACAUUGGUGAUGAAGCGAAAAGGCUUACUGAGACAACCAUAGAAGUGCUCAAAAAGAGUUUCAGUAAAGAACUAGACUCGGACAAGGAUGGAUUUCUUGAUAGGAGUGAGAUUCGAGCAUGGAUCCUUCCCGGCGAGCAUGGCGAUCCUAUACAAGUCGAGGCAAAACAUCUUAUGAAGGCAGGCGAUGACGACAAGGAUAAGUUCUUGACAGAAGGUGAACUUAUAAAGCACUAUGACAUUUUCGCUGGAAGUCGAGUAACUAGAUACGGAGAUCUCCUCAGAGAAGAAUUAUGAAAGAGAUGAGACGCAGCGACUUCUUCUAAUUUUAGGUUGUAAUAUUUUUCAUUGCCCUCUCGCGAUAUCUCGCCGGAUCAACAAGCACACUAUAAUAGUAUGCACCAUUGAUCAGUGACCACGCAGAAUCAUUAGUAUCCCUGAAUAAAUAACAUCGUACUUUCAUUUUCCUACCUACUUUAUCGGUUGUUUCUCUUAUAUAUUGUCCGUUAGGAAAAACUUGAAAUGAAAAAAGAAAGAACUGGAGACGAGAGAGAAGAAGACAGAUGUCAAUAGGGUGGGGGAGGAAGAGAAUAAUUGGAUUUUGUACCCAGUGACUCGACUCAUGUCAAACCACUUGUGUCCUUGAAUUAUUGAUGCAACAGUCAAUAUCAAGUUUCCUCUUUCAUCAACUGAGUCAGCUUAUUUUUCCGUUUUAUCUACCAACCAAAGAGACGUCAUUUCUAUUUCUCUACCUAUCUGAGCAAAAGGCAAAUUUUUCUUAGUACUUCAAUUCUCUUAAAAAGCGUCAAUUCCACCCCUAAACCCAUUUGUCAUCAUUCACCAACUCCUCCCCUAAGCGUAUUGUUUCGCCUGCGGAAUAUCUAGGUCAUGACCGCGACAACCCGAUUGACGAAAUCAUUCAUUGCAAAAUUCCAUGCAUCAGCCCACGAGAAUAUAAUUACGUCUUUUUUGUCUCUGAAUUUGACAGGUUACCAGCUUUGACUUUCAUCCUUUUUCAAUGUUAUCUUAUCCCUAGAAUUAGAGGUAGUACUGCGCUGUUAGUAAAUACUUACCCGUGCUAAGUUCUGAAAUUUAGAAAACAGGAGUUCGGUUACGCAGCCGAGCGGAAAUGUAAGUAAUAAAUUCCAGUGCGAUAGGUACUUAAGGGUAACGAGUGGAUCCAAAAUUUACAUUCACACUAAGAGCUGGUUUCGAUAUCACGUUGAUUACACGGCAAUGGAUUCUGCUGUUGGCUCUUUUGUCAUUCCAAGGGAAAAUAACAAUUCUCCUAAUUGUAACCUUUGCCGCAGCGCAGAACUAAACAACAGUGUCAAACUGCUUGACUGUCUACACGAAUUCUGUGAGGCAUGUCUCAAGAAAUUCUUGGUUGAAAAUUCUGUGAUUUGCCCUCAGUGCGGGAAGCGAAUGCAACUUGGCGAUCAAGGAAUAAAUGGUCUUCCAUCUCAUGCGUUUUAUGAUCAAGUCAAAGACAUCAAGAAUUGCGAUCAGUGGAUUCGACAACGGAGAGACGCCUUUUGUUGGGAAAUGUAAACAAAGGCCUACUUAGCUUACCGAAGGUUGUUUCGUACACACCACGAGAUCAGACAGAGGAGUUAUUUGUAAUCUUCAAAUGAUACGUUUCAGUAUCUGAAUUCCAACAGUCUUAUAAAAGAUGUCAAAAGCUAGAAACAGAAAACAGUCAUUGGCAAUAGACAGUAGACGAGAACAAUACAACGGAUAACUUUCAUCAGGCAUAAGUUCGUAAAAAUACGAAGGGAAUAGAGUUCCAUUAGUUUAAAAACUUAAAGAUUUGAUUAUCUUGUAAGCCUCUAUAAAUGAAGUUUUCGCCUUAUUUUCUAAUUUGAAUGUACAGAUGUUUCUAAAACCGAGAGCCAAGUAAGCUUGACCCUAACUUAAACGACCUUUAUAUUAUUUGAAUAACAAUCUUAGCUUGAGUAAAUCUGAUAACUUGCUUGA
This is a messenger RNA of Stylophora pistillata, 2929 nucleotides long. Its product is annotated as calumenin-B. Gene Ontology annotation, molecular function: calcium ion binding. NCBI's taxonomy places the organism in Eukaryota, Metazoa, Cnidaria, Anthozoa, Scleractinia, Pocilloporidae. Gene Ontology annotation, cellular component: endoplasmic reticulum. The record is from RefSeq and is a predicted model, not a curated record.